AUGGUGGAAAUUCGACUAAGGCACUUGGCUAUUGCUGCCGUUUUCUGCACAGUUGUCUACUAUGCGGACGCGCAAGGCCUAAACGACCCAAUCACACAAUACAUCGAAGGAAGGUUGGGAAAUCGACGAAUCUUCUGGUGCCCAUCGGGAUACGGAUACCUCGCAUUCUGCCCGCAACCAACCGACUGGGACAACUAUAAUUGGUGUUGUACAUUCCCGUACAUGGGAUCAUGGAAACCGUCUUGCUGUCAAUUCGCCAUCCCAACUGGAGCUGUCGUCGCAAUUAUUCUGGCGGCGAUCGUCUUGUUGUUAGUGCUCAUCGCCAUGUCAUGCUGGUGUUGCUGGUGUUGUCCGCUGUACAAGCAGCUGUACGAUUUCGAGGAUGAGUAG
Caenorhabditis remanei is the source of this 390-nucleotide messenger RNA. RefSeq lists its product as uncharacterized. NCBI's taxonomy places the organism in Eukaryota, Metazoa, Nematoda, Chromadorea, Rhabditida, Rhabditidae. The coding region runs from base 1 to 390 and encodes 129 amino acids. The transcript has 4 exons. The record is from RefSeq and is a predicted model, not a curated record.